Molecule: messenger RNA, 1916 nt
Organism: Carassius carassius (crucian carp)
Lineage: Eukaryota; Metazoa; Chordata; Actinopteri; Cypriniformes; Cyprinidae
Product: beta-1 adrenergic receptor-like
Exons: 1
Coding region: 372-1520 (382 amino acids)
Biological process (GO): norepinephrine-epinephrine-mediated vasodilation involved in regulation of systemic arterial blood pressure; adenylate cyclase-activating adrenergic receptor signaling pathway; positive regulation of heart rate by epinephrine-norepinephrine
Cellular component (GO): membrane
Molecular function (GO): beta1-adrenergic receptor activity
Source: RefSeq, a predicted model, not a curated record
AUUAGUUAUAUACAGUACAUUGAGAUGUUUUAUGGUAUUGCUGACAUACAGUCAAUACUGUCUUACACUUUGAAAAUGCUAAAACUUUCUACCAGUUCAGUAAUCACCAUGCGUAAAAAAAACAGGGCAAUGUCCUCACUUGGGUAGAACCAGUGAGUUUUUUGCGCGGAGCAUUGUGUUCAUCAGAUAGUAAAGACUUACAAUUUAGAAAUGCAGCACCAUUGGCUGUGCACCCCUGUGACAUCACCGUUGUACCCGUUCAGUCCUUUCAGUGAGCGCGUGUGGGCGCUGGGCUGGGGAACAGAGUGCCGAUGGAAGCGCUCCACGCAGGACCUGAAGUUCUGAAUGAACGCGCGUAAUUUUUCCCCACCAUGGGAGACGGUUUACCGUCCGUAAACUACAGCAAUGACUCUAAGCGUGCCACGGUGGAUCUCAACUUAUCAGAAGAGUGGCUCGUGGGCAUGGGAAUCAUCAUGGGUCUGAUAGUGUUCAUCAUUGUAGUGGGAAAUAUACUGGUUAUAGUCGCCAUAGCGCGGAAUCAGAGGCUCCAGACGCUCACCAAUGUUUUCAUCGUGUCUCUGGCGUGCGCAGACCUCAUCAUGGGGUUACUGGUAGUGCCAUUCGGUGCAGCCUUGGAGGUAAGAGGAACCUGGAUGUAUGGAUCGUUCUUCUGUGAAUUCUGGAUAUCUGUUGAUGUACUUUGCGUCACGGCGAGCAUCGAGACCCUGUGCGUAAUUGCAAUAGACAGGUAUGUCGCCAUCAUCUCUCCGUUUCGCUAUCAAAGUCUUUUAACAAAAGCACGAGCCAAGGUGGUGGUUUGUGGAGUGUGGGCUAUAUCAGCUCUGGUGUCAUUUCCACCCAUCCUAAUGCACUGGUCCCGGGACAGAGAGGAGACAGCGUGCUAUGACAAUCCCGAGUGCUGUGACUUCAUCACCAACCGCGCAUAUGCCAUCUCCUCCUCUAUUAUAUCGUUUUACAUUCCUCUAAUAGUCAUGAUAUUCGUAUAUGCCAGGGUGUAUAGAGAAGCCAAACAACAGAUGAACAAAAUCAACAAAUGUGAGGGAAGGUUCUAUAACAAUCACGGUACUAAUUGCAAACCUAACCGGAAACGAACCACUAAGAUCCUGGCUUUAAAAGAGCACAAGGCACUGAAAACGUUGGGAAUAAUCAUGGGAACUUUCACUCUCUGCUGGCUGCCGUUCUUCAUCGUUAACGUGGUGCGGGUGUUUUGCGCUCAAAUGGUGGAUAAGGAGCUCUUCGUGUUUUUGAACUGGCUGGGGUACGUGAACUCCGCCUUCAACCCCAUCAUAUACUGCCGGAGUCCGGACUUCAGGAAAGCUUUUAAGAGGCUGUUGUGUUGUCCGAGGCAGGCGGACAUCAGGCUGCACGUGAGCUCGUGCGAUCUGUCGCGCUGCACCGGGGGCUUUGGGAACUCAUUGGAGCAGAGCAUGCUCGGGACGUGGUCGGACUGCAGUCUGGAGAGGAACGGCAGGAUAUCCCAUUCAGAAUCUCAGCUGUAAAAGUACAACCGUGACUAUUUAAUCAAUAUUACACGAGCAGGAGUGCAGUUUGUAUUUCAUAUUAGGUCAUUAAGACCAUGCGGAAAGCGUAAUAUUGCUUGUUCGAUAAAAAAUUAAUAUGACAUCUGCGUUUUAGAGAAACAUUUGACCAGUCCUACAUUUCUUCAUCAACGAAAAUAGUUCUAGAAAUAAAAAUCAAAGCAUUAUGUUUUUACUAUCGCCAAGCAACGCACAAACUAAUUAUAUGGGUGGAGUGGAGCUACAUAGAAUCCCUCCGCGACCCACCGCGUUCUGUCAUCACUCCGCUUUAGCUCCACUCCGGGUUUUACUCCCCGCUCCGAGCGAUCCAAUAUAGUGAGAGAGAAAAAAUACGCGCACUCGUUCCUCUUCCACUUC